GGCAGCUGUGAAAUGUGCACCUUGUUACCUUGUCACUAAUUUCCUGCCGGGGAUUCCGGAGCUGCUGUCAUUGGAGCCCACAGGGCUUCUUCACUUGUGGGGCAUGGGCACUCAUAGCUGCUGGCUCGUGUGCGUCUAGCAUUAGGACCCGAAAGGGAAGGGCUUGUUCCUAUCGGCUGUGGUUCAGAAAGUCCUAGGAAAACCUCUGCUCACGCCUGACUCAACGUGCCCCUUCUCGAGGAGUAAGGCAGCCCUUGGCUGGUCCCUGUGAGCCCGCGGACACCACCAGAAAUGUUCUCUUUCAGUUGCGGGACCCUGACCCUGAGCCUGACCCUGGCCCUCUUUGCCCUGGUCUGCUGUCCAGGGUCCGGUGAGAAGGCAUUCAAGGUACAUGUGAGACCAAAGAAGCUGAUGGUUAAGCCCAAGGGGUCCCUCGAGGUCAACUGCAGCACCACCUGUAACCAGCCUGAAAUGGGUGGUCUGGAGACCCCUCUAAAUAAGACUGUGUUGGCCGAGCAGACUCAGUGGAAACAUUACUUGAUCUCAGACAUCUCCCAGGACACGGUCUUCCACUGCUACUUCAUCUGCUCCGGGGAGCAGGUGUCAUCGAGUUUCAACGUCAGCGUGUACCAGCCUCCAACGCAGGUCAUCCUGACGCUGCAGCCCACGUGGGUGACCGUGGGCAAGUCCUUCACCAUUGAGUGCAGGGUGCCCGCCGUGGAGCCCCUGGACAGCCUCACCCUCUUCCUGUUCCGUGGCAAUGAGACUCUGCACAGUCAGACCUUCGGGAAGGGAGCCCCUGCCCUGCAGGAGGCCACAGCCACAUUCAACAGCACGGCUCACAGAGAGGACCGUCACCGCAACUUCUCCUGCCUGGCCGUGCUGGACUUGCUGUCUCGCGGUGGCGACAUCUUUCACAAACACUCAGAACCGCAGAUGCUGAUUAUCUAUGAGCCCGUCCCGGACAGCCAGAUGAUCAUCAUCAUCUCGGUGGUGUCAGCACUGCUGUUCCUGUUUGUGACAUCCGUCCUACUCUGCUUCAUCAUCAGCCAGCACUGGCGCCAGCGGCGGACAGGCACCUACAGGGUGCGAGCAGCUUGGAGGAGGCUGCCUCAGGCCUUCUGGGCAUAGCAGGCAUGAGUGGCGUGGCUACCGCCAUGGUGGCCACUGGAACUCAGUGUGGCUCCUCAGAGUUGAGGUCCAGCUCUGGGCGAAGGACUGUGACAGGCAGCAGAGGACUCUAGGGACAUCGCCUUUUCUAGCCUGAAUACACACUCCUGGACU
Cebus imitator (Panamanian white-faced capuchin) is the source of this 1284-nucleotide messenger RNA. It is a transcript of the gene ICAM2, whose product is annotated as intercellular adhesion molecule 2. The record is from RefSeq and is a predicted model, not a curated record. The coding region runs from base 292 to 1131 and encodes 279 amino acids. Gene Ontology annotation, cellular component: membrane. Gene Ontology annotation, molecular function: integrin binding. The transcript is spliced from 6 exons. NCBI's taxonomy places the organism in Eukaryota, Metazoa, Chordata, Mammalia, Primates, Cebidae. Gene Ontology annotation, biological process: cell-cell adhesion.